Molecule: messenger RNA, 1038 nt
Organism: Caenorhabditis elegans
Lineage: Eukaryota; Metazoa; Nematoda; Chromadorea; Rhabditida; Rhabditidae
Gene: str-33
Product: G-protein coupled receptor str-33
Exons: 4
Coding region: 1-1038 (345 amino acids)
Cellular component (GO): plasma membrane
Source: RefSeq, marked reviewed
AUGACGGUGAACCUUCGCGAUUUAUCCCGGACAAUUGCUGAAUUCGCAUUCCUUACCGCAUUGGUGUGCAACUCCCUUUUGAUCUAUCUGACUGCUCGUCGCACUAAAAACAUCACUGGAGCUUACAAGUACAUGAUAAUUUUAUUUGCAUUACUUGGACUAAUAUUUUCCUGUACUGAAAUGCUUGCAAGACCAUUUGUUCAUAAUUUCAAUGCUUCCUUUGUCUACUUUAGUUUAUCGAAUGAUCUUUCGGAAUUUAAAUCUUUAGUUCAAAUGCUUCUUGUUUUGUACUCCGGACUAUAUUCUUCUCUAAUUUCAUUCGUUGCCGUUCAAUUUAUUUACCGCUAUAUGGUUCUUGUAAACGCUAACCUUCUCGAAUCUUGGUUUACUGGUUGGAAGCUUGUAUUCUGGGUUUUCUAUGUGAUAUUUUUUGGUUUCGCUUGGAGUGCAUCAGUAUAUUUUUGUCUAUUCCCGGACACCUAUUCAUAUAAUUAUAUAAGAACGGAGUUUAAAGACGUUUAUAAUAUUGGUGUGGAUCGAGUGGCCAUUUUCAUACUAGUUGCUUAUGAAAAACACCCAUCAAGUGAAGAGUAUAAACUGAGACCGGCAAGUGUAAUUAUGAUAGCUGGGACCAUCUCUAUACUGGUAAUUCAAUACUCAAUAAUGCUGUUUUGUGGUGCAUCAAUGCACCGCCAAAUGAACGAAAAACUCAAAAACUUUUCACCUGAUAACCAACGACUUCAAAAGCAAUUUUUCAAAACUUUACUCCUUCAAAUCUCUGUGCCAACAGUCUUGUUCCACAUGCCAAUAUUUCCGGUUCUACUAGGCCCGUUCUUCAAUUUCGAAAUAUCAGCCGAGUCUGGAAUCAUUUACAGUCUAUUCAGUCUGUAUCCACCAAUCGAUGGACUUAUUAUAAUGACCGUUGUCACCGAUUAUAGAAUUGCUUUAACUGAAUUAUUUCUGGGCUCGCAUUCUGGUGCACAGGUCGAAGUGAUACCUGUGGAAGUUGUAAGUAUUUUAAAUUUUAGUUUGUUAUAA